CACAAGAGAAAGAAGAGAAGGAUAGCUUCAGUGAAGGCAAACCAAGCGCUCAUCAGAAACCCUAGCAGCAGCCCCGCCGCCGUCGUCUCUCUCGCGCUGUGACCAGCCACCGCUCCGCGGAUCGAGUCGCCUGCCCCGCGCCGGGAAGGGAGAAGGGCGGUGAAGAAGGCCAGCGUCGCCAUGGCCGACGAAGAGCAGGUGGAGAGGAAGGAGGAGGCCUCCGAGCUUACUCCUUUUGAUCCGACCAAGAAAAAGAAGAAGAAGAAGGUUGUGAUCCAAGAUCCAUCUGAUGAGGUGGAUAAGUUGGCAGAGAAGACCGAGAGCUUGUCAGUUGCCGAGACUGGGGAGCCUAGUUUUGCUGGCAUGAAAAAGAAGAAGAAGAAGCAUGUGGAGCAUGAUACGUCUCUUACUGAAGCUGGAGAUGGUGAAGAUGCUAUAGAUGAUCAAAUUGGAGAGGAUGAAGAAGGAGAAGGGAUUGUGCUUGGUGGUGCAACUCGAUACCCUUGGGAAGGAACUGACAGAGAUUAUAAAUAUGAAGAGCUGCUUGGCAGAGUGUUCAAUAUCCUGCGUGAGAAUAAUCCUGAUCUUGCUGGUGAUAGACGCAGAACUGUUAUGAGGCCCCCUCAAGUGCUUAGGGAAGGCACAAAGAAGACAGUUUUUGUCAACUUCAUGGACUUGUGCAAAACCAUGCAUAGGCAACCUGAACAUGUGAUGAUGUUUUUACUUGCUGAGAUGGGAACAAGUGGAUCCCUUGAUGGCCAACAAAGAUUGGUUAUAAAAGGAAGAUUUGCUCCGAAAAACUUUGAGGCCAUACUUAGGAGAUAUAUCAAUGAGUAUGUCAUAUGCAAUGGGUGCAAAAGUCCUGAUACCAUCCUUUCGAAGGAGAAUAGGCUGUUCUUCCUCCGAUGUGAACAGUGUGGUUCAUCAAGGUCAGUUGCUCCUAUCAAGGCUGGAUUUGUUGCCCAAGUUGGUCGUCGGAAGGCUGGAACCUAAGUUAGCCACUGCUCAGAACCUCAGAUAUCCUCCCCCAGUCAUCGCUACCCCCAAAAAAACCUAAUUUGCCGAUUUACAACAAUUAUUGUCCAGUUUUCACUGUGCCUACACCGUUUUGUGUAUUUGUGACCGUCACUCUGCUUCCAACUCUUUUGUGAAUUUCGGUUUAUCUGAGACUAUGAGGAUCAAUGUUUGCGGCCAAA
This is a messenger RNA of Oryza brachyantha (malo sina), 1196 nucleotides long. RefSeq names its product eukaryotic translation initiation factor 2 subunit beta. Bases 181 to 993 code for a protein of 270 amino acids. The transcript is spliced from 10 exons. Lineage: Eukaryota; Viridiplantae; Streptophyta; Magnoliopsida; Poales; Poaceae. The record is from RefSeq and is a predicted model, not a curated record. Gene Ontology annotation, cellular component: eukaryotic translation initiation factor 2 complex. Gene Ontology annotation, molecular function: translation initiation factor binding; mRNA binding; translation initiation factor activity. Gene Ontology annotation, biological process: formation of cytoplasmic translation initiation complex; translational initiation; formation of translation preinitiation complex.